AUGCAUGCCGUUGGCCGCAUGGAGCCGGACGCGCCCCCAGGGCCGCGGUCCGGCACCGCCUUGUCAGGCACCACUCUUAACUCGGGUCAUCAGGUGCCUGAGAGGACCUCUUCCGCGACAGACUUCACCAAUUCAUCCCUCUCUCAAACCCAGAGAAAACUAGAGCGAAUGCAUAGCAAGUCGAGGCGCGAACACACGCACCACCACUCUCAUUCUUCCAAACACCACAGGGAUGAGCAAAAGACAGUUGGGGAGUACGCCCUGCAUGUGCUCUUCACGUCCUUUAUUGCCCAAGCCGAGGAGAAGCUCAAUGACUGCAUCACAGUGCCGUUUGAACCCGAGCCACAAGUCGAGCAAAUAUGCGGCCCAGGAGUCGAUCCAUCUUUCGACCAGAUCAUCACUGCCUUGGGCCACAUCGCACGCCCACGUCCGAAGCCCCUAAUAGAUUCCAUGAUGCUGUGGAGGAAAAGCAAGAGCGAUGCAGCCAACGAGGCCCGAAGCCAGUUGCAACAGUCGAAAGGCGCCGCGCCCGUCCUCCUCCAGCGAAGAAACACCGAACCCGUUCAACCCUUACCCGGGGCCAUGGACAAUGGUUUGGCGAGUCCGCAGACGUCACUCGCUGCCAAGCAAGAAUUUGUAGCCCACGCGGAACGCCGCUCGACAGUCUCAAUCUAUAUCUUGUGCCGUGUUUUGCUGGAGGUCAUCAGCCAGACCAGUCUCCCCUUUUUGACGUUGGAGAUGGAAGAAAAGCUUGAGGGCAUAAUCUUCGGUCAACUGAAGAUCGCCGACACCGACCAGCUCAUGGUCAGCCCCUUGAAGCUCGCAAACUGGAACCUGUUCUCUCAGCUUCUCGGAGCGAUGAGCGAGAUCAACUUCAGGGGCGUCACUGAUAGAUUUCUCGGCGACCUGGAGCGCUCUCUCCAGGAGCUGGUCGCCAAAAGCCCGACCUCCCCAGCAGGCCGGGACGCUGAAGGCAAGAUUGAGCUGGUUCUCGGGGGCAUGAAGCACCUCAAGGUCAACAUGUCACACCCGGAAGCUUGGGAACAGUCGUGCGACUUCAUGGUGGCGGUCGGACGCCUCUUCCAUCGAUCCCACGGCCAGCGUGUCAAGACAGCCUUCUGCCAGGUGCUCGAGACGCUUUUGCUCACCGUCGCUGCCCAGGCGACGAACCAAGACUUGGCUCAUCCGAAAUGGAUCGAGGUCCUUGGAUCAAUUGGUCCCCGGCUUGCGCAGAUGUUCAUCAAGCCCCGGCACUGGGGCUUCGCUUUCCCUCUGACGGCCACGCUGCUCUGCGUAUCCCCCCCGGAUACCUUUGGGUCCCAAUGGCUCCAGUUGAUUCUUCCGCUGCAGCCGAAGCUCAAAGACCGCUUCACACGACCACUGUGUCUCCAGGUGAUUGCGCGGCUCUUGUGGACAUACUUAUACCGAACGAACGAUACACUGCCCAAUACCACAAGAAAGCUGGAUGAAGUGAUGAAGUUGGUUUUGCCGCCAACGAAGCGUAGCCUUAUUGCAUCCGACUCGGCCGUUGCCGAACCCAUCAUCCAGAUCAUUAGAAUCAUCGGGUACAAGCACCCAGAGUACUGCUUUAAGCAUGUCAUCUUCCCCCUGAUCAAUGCCGAGCUGUUCGUCUCCAACAAGGAUCUGAGGGUCGAACAGCUCGAUCCGGACCGGAUGGUGAUUGGAAUCAGAGCCUUCCUGGCCAUCAUGUUGGACCUUGAGAGGGGGGACGAAGGCCGGCCCCCUUUUCCGAGUUCGUUUCCGCCGCCGCCUACAAUCGAACGUGAACGCAUGCCGCCGUCCCCUAUGAUGGUCUCGCCUCACCAUGGUUCGCCCAUGGCUUUUACCGGAGCGUCAGGAGAGGGCGAACAACUCUCCCGCCCCGUGCGUACAUCCGCUCUGAAUGACGUGGUCAAGGAGUACUAUCACAAGUUCUGCGAAAUCCUUGGAAAGAUCACCAUCAUCUGCGACAACACCUUUGGAGGCCAGGCUGUGCUGGACGAGAAGUUCAGCAGUCCUGGCCCCAAGACCCCAAUCGCAGACACUUUCAACUUUGCGCGGCGAGAUGACCAGCCUCCCGCCGACCACAAACAGGCGUUUUAUGAGCUUUUGCAUGUUGCCGUUCAAGCGUUGCCCCGUUGCCUCUCUGCGGAUAUACCCUUCAACUCGUUGAUUAACCUACUUUGCACGGGCACUGCUCACGUGCAAUAUAACAUCGCCUAUUCAUCGGCACAAUCACUUAAAGCUAUAGCCCGACAAGCCCAUGCGCAGCAAGUCACUAUGGGAUUUGCUCGCUUCAUCUUCAACUUUGACGACCGGUACUCGACAAUGUCUGAUGGCGGAAUGCUUGGCCCGGGUCACAUCGAAAGCACGCUUCGUCUGUACGUCGAGUUGCUGCAAAUAUGGAUUGAGGAGAUCAGACGAAAGACUCGCGAUGCUUCGCUUGACCAACUCGAGACAAGCGACAAGCGCGGCGCAAAGCUCGAUCUGUCGGGUAUCUGGGCCGAAGUUGACCAGGCGGAGGCUCACGGGCUGUUCUUCUUGUGUUCGCAGUCUAGGAGAGUGCGGUACUUUGCCAUCACCGUCCUUCGACUCAUCACCGACUUCGACAGAGCGCUCCAAAACCAAGACAGGGAGACUUUAAGAGUUAUCGACAUCCUAGAGAACGAUUCGAUGCAGGUGAUGAACUUCAAGGACGAGGGUCUUUCCGUCGCGGAGAGAAGCAGACUCCAGAGGGGGAUGCAAAACAGCAAUAAUCGGGGCGCUCUUGUAGAGCUGUGUACUAGUGACGUGUCAUACGACACGACGCUGUGGUUCAAGCUCUUCCCUAAUCUUAUCCGCAUCGCGUACGAAAAGUGCCCCUUCACAGUCACCAUUGGCCGUGACUUAAUAUGCAACCGGAUUCUGCAGAUGUACAAGGCCAUCGUGCUCUUGUCGGAACCUUCUAGGGGGCUGUACUACGGAUCAGAUCCCGGGAGCGCCCGCGUCGCUGGUAGAACACCAACGACACAGCCGGAGAUCCUUGUGGAACAGUGGAAGUUCUACCUGAUAUUCGCCUGUACGACUCUGGCCGACCCAGGGAGCGUCGUCCCCGCCAACCCUCAAGGCACACAGCAUAGCCGAAGGACAUCCAAGCCAGCCUCUGCGGACAAAAUUGUCUCAGCUAGAGUCCUGUUCAAGUACCUGAUCCCGCUCCUGUCCGUCUCCUCGGCGUCCGUCAGGGAUGCAGUCGUCUCGGCUAUGGGGUCGAUCAACAUACACAUAUAUCGCACUCUACUGGAGGAGCUGGCAGGCCAGGUUUCGCGUUGCAACGACGAGGCCCGCGCUCGCAUCCACCAACGCACCAACAGCAGCCCGAGACGCAACCGCAAGAUGGAUCUCCUCAGAACCGAAAUCACACACGUAUACAAGCUCACCUGCCACUUCCUCAAGGAGGAGGAAGUUUACAAUGACGAGUGGGUUCUGACUAACUUGGUCACAUUCACUCGGGACCUGAAGCUCUUCCUGAUGGAUGGAGAAGUACAAAUGGACUGGGAGUUUCAGAAGCUCAGGCGCCACUACUGCGGCCUGACAGAGGAGCUCUUCGAGGGAAUCAACCGGACGAAAGACCCUUCCCGGUGGAUGACAUUUGAAUCCCGCAAGUCCGCCUUCUCUUUGAUGGAAGACUGGUGCGGGUUUUCGCCCAACCAAACCCAGAUCCGCGUCCGGGAGGAUACCAUGCGGCAGUCUCUUAUCGACCAGCAGUCCCUCGGAGAGAGAGGCACAGUUACUGCAGCCAUGGAGAUCGAGAAGCGAAACCUCCGCACGGCUGCUCUCAGUGCCAUGGCUGCCCUUUGUGGUGGGCCGAUGAGCAUAACCACUGAGAGUGGCGCAACACUCCAGUUUGAUAUCCGGAGAAUGCUCGCUUGGAUCGAGGCCAUCUUCAACUCGGGCAGCGACCGUAUGAACGUAAUCGGUCGCCGGGCUCUGAAGAACCUGAUUAUCCACAACCAAGAGCUGCCGUACCUGCUAGAGCACUGCAUCGCUCGUUGCUACCUGUCUGACGUUUCAAAGGUUCAGGAGAGCUACUUUGCUGUCGUGACUCAAGUUUUGCUGGAACAUCUCGACUACUCGUGCCAGUUCUGGAAGCUGCUUGGGCUCUGCCUCUUCACGCUCGGUAACGAUGAGAGCGAAAUACGAUCCAAGUCUGCCCGGUUGAUGAGGUCGCUUGAAGAGAGGCAGCAGCCAGGCCGAACCUCCAAGAUCCAGGACUACGACAUUAGUAUUUCCGACAAAACGAAGGCGGUGUAUAAGCUGGCCCAGUUCGAGAUCUCGAAACGACUUGCAAAACAGCAUACCGAGCUGGCAUUCCACAUCUUCUCGGAGUUUACCCUCUACUUUAAAGACCUUCAGCCUGCCUCACAACGCAACGUCGUAGCUGUCAUACUGCCCUGGAUCCAGUCAAUCGAGCUCAAGGUUGACCCCAAUGGCGGCCCCACGUCACAGUCCUACGUUCUCUUGGCCAACUUGCUAGAGAUCACCAUCAAAUCGAGCGGCGCACUGCACAACGAGGUUCAGGCGCUGUGGCAAGCCCUCGCCACUGGUCCCUAUCCGGGGAAUGUUCGAUUGAUUCUCGACUUCAUCAUCUCUCUGUGCCUUGAGCGGCGGGAGCAAAACUUUGUCGAGUAUGCCAAGCAGAUUGUCGUUUUCCUCUCCAGCACUUCUAGUACGCCAGGCAUGAAGGUUGUUGAGUUUCUCCUCAUGCAGAUUACCCCCAAGGCAAUGGUUCCGAACGAGAAGAAGGAUGCUAUGCCGCCGCCACCAGACAUUGGCCUCCUGCCUUACUGCGCAGACCUGGGAGAGGCACUCCCCGUGGGUACGAAGCAAGCUGGGUUCUCUCUAGGACAGCUCUCGCUGAUCCUGCUGGUCGAUCUCAUGGUGUCUCCUGUGCAUCUAACCCCCGAGAACGUACCGGUGCUCCUUCAGGUGGUAACGGUACUUUGGGAUCAUUACACUCCUCUCGUCCAAGAGCAAGCUAGGGAGAUGCUGGUCCAUCUCAUCCAUGAGCUCGUUAUUUCUCGCCUUGAUGAUCAGACGGAGACCACGGCUAGAGCAUCGAUUGAGGAUCUCAUCGACUUGAUUCGUCGUCACGAUCGCUCAGUCGUCUGGGGCUACGAGGACAGCAACGGCAAGGCCGAUGAUCACGACAACAAGGUGCCCCCAAGCAUGGAGUUUUUGACCGCAGAGGUAGUCAAGACGUUCGAGAUGACCUACCCAGGUAUCAAGGAUCAGUGGGGCAGGCUGUCGCUGACAUGGGCAACGUCAUGUCCCGUCCGACACCUCGCCUGUCGCUCAUUCCAGAUCUUCCGAUGUAUCCUCACCUCCUUGGAUCAGUUCAUGUUGGGAGAUAUGCUCGCACGCUUGUCAAACACAAUCGCCGACGAAGAUACCGAGAUCCAGACCUUUGCGAUGGAGAUCCUUACCACACUCAAGACGCUUAUCCUGAAGCUCGAUGCGGACAAGCUACUUACGUUCCCCCAGCUCUUCUGGACAACAUGUGCCUGCUUGGAGUCUAUCAACGAGCGCGAGUUCCUCGAGGCUGUGGAGAUGCUCAACGAGUUUCUGACAAAGAUCGACUUCCGGUCACUCAACGUCCGCAGGCUUCUGCUCGACGGCCAGCCCUCGAGAUGGGACGGCCAGUUUGAGGGCCUUCAGUCUCUGCUGUACAAGGGAAUGCGAUCUUCCGUGUGUAUGGAGGCCACUCUUAGCACACUCGACAAGCUCGUCCAACUGCCUAGCGACGGCCUCAUCGGUGACGAUAGUCGGCUGUUCUUUGCCGUCUUGGCCAACUUCCCCCGCUUCCUCCACGAGAUGGAGCAGGACGAGCCUAGCGAGCAAGCUUUGCAAUCCGCCAGCAUUCUGGGCGCCGUCUGCGAGGUCCAGGGGUUCCGCAACAUUGCCGAACUCCUUGGGGAAUACGUCACGUUCAAGUACCAGGGUAACAGCAGGGAGUUCCAAAGCCGUCUCUUCGCCGCGUUGAAGGAUCACUUCCUUCCCAAGCUGGAUUUCAAGAUGAUCAUCUUUUUGAUGGGCCUGCUUACGAACGCCACGGCGUGGGUGAAGCUCAAGACCAUGAGAAUCCUCAGCAUUGUUAUACCCGAGAUUGACAUGCGGAGGCCCGACCUCGCCGGCCACGGUUCCGAUCUCAUCUCUCCCCUUCUUCGUUUGCUGCAGACCGAGUUCUGCAUGGAGGCAUUGGAGGUGUUGGACAACAUUAUGACGAUGUCGGGCAGCGCCAUGGACAAGCAGCACCUGAGGAUGAGCAUGACGCGUUCUACGUCCAAGACGAUUCGCAAGGAGUACGAGCGGACACAGAGUCUGUUCGGCAUCCCGGAAGCCACGGGAUGGGCCAUUCCGAUUCCGGCCAAGAAGACGGAUUCCACGCGCGCCAACAUCCACGCCGCAUUCUACAUGUGCCAGACCGCUGAAGGAAUCCUCACGGAGGCGACCCCGACUCCCGACGUCGAAUUCCACAACGACGACUUCCCGUACAGCUACUUCCAGAUGCCUGACAGGACUGAGACGAUGAUGUCCGAUGAGGGCCGCGCAGACGGACACCUCAGCGACCUCGUGACGAAGCUAGACAGCCUUGACGACUUCUUCGACGAUCUCGGAACGAGCCCACCCAGCGACGACCGCUCAUCGAAGACCAUCACUGAGUUCUCGCCGGACAGCUUCGAGUCCGGAGCGCAGUUGGACCCGAGCUCCAACACGAUGAACCCUGGAGCUUUUAGCGCGGCGUCGUCGUCGUCGGCCACCGGCGGAAUGGGGGGCGGCUCGCGGCCGGGUCUCCACUACAGGUCCAUCACGUCCCCGUCCGCGCCUGCGUCGUACCAGCCUCACAUUAGCGAGUUUGCGUCGGACGACGAGUUCCUCGAGGACGUCUUUUCGGACGCUGACGACGAGCGACCGAACACGGGUAACGGCGAGGGCUCCUUUUCCUUGGAGAGUAUGAUCAAACCGCUCGCGCAGAGCACGAGAUCGCGGAUGCGUCGCUUGACGGGGGGCAGAUCGCGUGACAAUGAUCGACAACAAGAGCUGUUCCGUGCUGAGCGGGCGGCCGCUGCGCAUCAGGUACCCAAGGUGCCGACCAAUUUCCUAACCAAGAUGCCGUCUCAAGGGGAGAUGCUUUAA
Molecule: messenger RNA, 7173 nt
Organism: Colletotrichum graminicola M1.001
Lineage: Eukaryota; Fungi; Ascomycota; Sordariomycetes; Glomerellales; Glomerellaceae
Product: cell morphogenesis protein PAG1
Exons: 3
Coding region: 1-7173 (2390 amino acids)
Biological process (GO): cell morphogenesis
Cellular component (GO): cell cortex; site of polarized growth
Source: RefSeq, a predicted model, not a curated record